Molecule: messenger RNA, 651 nt
Organism: Lycium ferocissimum
Lineage: Eukaryota; Viridiplantae; Streptophyta; Magnoliopsida; Solanales; Solanaceae
Exons: 3
Coding region: 35-523 (162 amino acids)
Source: RefSeq, a predicted model, not a curated record
AGCGGGUCAAGUGUGAUUAUACUCUAGGAGGAUCAUGCCCCGGAUCGAUCAAGAGAGAGAAGAAAUGGACGAAAAGGGGAAAGAGAGAUGGAGCGCUGCGAUCGGAAAUAUAUCAGAGAUGACUGCCAAUCUCCAAUCACUUCAAAAGCUACUUGUCAACAAAGCUGUCUUCGUCGACGAUGACACUUUUGCUAAAGCCUCUCUCACCUCCGAACAAGCCCGCACUAUUAAGGUUCUUGAACAAAGAGUUCAGACUUUAGAGCGAGAAUUAGAUAAUGCUAUUUCUGCUGCUGCUCAUGCACGGACUGAGAAAAGACAGGCUGAGGCAGCUCAAAAGGCUGCUGAACUACGUGCACAAGAGGUUACAAGAGAGCUUGAGAAUACCACAAGAGUAUUUGAACUGCACAUGGAAGAGCUGCGUGCAAAACAAGAAGAGAUAUCUAAGCGAGAUAAGGAAAUCAAACUUCUGGAGGCCAUAAUUCAGACACUUGGAGGCAAAGGCUCUCUUUCUAGCGAUGAAUGAGUAAGAGGGAUCAACAAUGAUUGUAAUUACCAUGUCAUUUUGUACCAAUUCGUUGUAUAUUAAACAAGAUUUUGGUUUCUAAUGCUGUACCGGGUACGAAGUAGAUUAAUAUUUGAGAAAUUUCUGCA